Molecule: messenger RNA, 513 nt
Organism: Akanthomyces muscarius
Lineage: Eukaryota; Fungi; Ascomycota; Sordariomycetes; Hypocreales; Cordycipitaceae
Exons: 1
Coding region: 1-513 (170 amino acids)
Biological process (GO): regulation of DNA-templated transcription
Cellular component (GO): nucleus; chromatin
Molecular function (GO): DNA binding
Source: RefSeq, a predicted model, not a curated record
AUGGCCAAGACUCCCGAAGAAGCCAGCACUGCCACCGGCGACGUGCCCGUCAAGCGUGGCCGCGGUCGUCCCCCAAAGGACGGUGUCAAGAAGACGGCGUAUGUGCCUUCGGGCAAGCCCCGCGGUCGCCCACCCACUGGCAAGGCUAAGCCUGCCUACGUUCCCACCGGCAAGCCUCGCGGCCGCCCCAAGGGCAGCGGCAAGGCUGCCACGGCCAAGGCCAGCCCUAAGAAGGCCGCUGCUGGUCCUGGUCGCCCCCGCGGAAGACCAUCCGCCGCCGCUGCGACGACGCCCGCCGAGGAGGAAACUGGCACCAGACGCGGCCGUCGCCCCCGUGGUUCCGAUGCUGUUGGUCUCGAGACGCCCACCGCCUCCAAGCGUGGCCGCGGCCGCAAGAGUAACGCGGAUGCCGCCGAGGAGCAGCUGACCCAGGAGGACCAGGAGGCCAACGCUGAUACUGCGAGCAACGAGGACGCCGAGGAUGCGGACGAGGAUGCCGAGGCCGAAGAGUAG